This is a messenger RNA of Sclerotinia borealis F-4128, 1683 nucleotides long. Lineage: Eukaryota; Fungi; Ascomycota; Leotiomycetes; Helotiales; Sclerotiniaceae. The record is from the annotation of a GenBank genome assembly.
AUGUCAUUGAAGCUUCCCUAUCCAAACGUUUAUAAAUUUCUCAAUAAUUUUUCUGCCCCCGAUCAAGGGUCUCCAGAACAGACUUCAAGAAGUCAAGGACUCAGAAAAAGCGGUCCGAGAUCCAAGACGGGCUGUUCAACAUGCAAACAGCGACGUGUUAAGUGCGACGAAACCAAACCAGAGUGUGUCAGGUGUCAAAACCUUGGUCGUGAAUGUGGUGGAUACGCCCCAGAGCAUGCUGAAGAUGCCUCCAAACAAACUUCUCAGAAUGCUCCAGUACCCAUCCAUCCACGACCGAUGUCUGUAAUGUCCUAUGCCCCUUCGGUCGCUAUACUUAGUGAUCAAGCCGAACGUCGAUAUUUUCAAAGGUUCUGUGACAAAACAGCGGCUGAAAUUUGCGGUUCUUUCGAUCCAACCUUUUGGACGGAGAAGGUCCCUCAACUCUGUCACCAUGAUGCUCCCAUCAGAUAUGCCACUAUCGCCUUAGGAGCUCUUGCGAAAUCCUUGGAGAUCACAUCUUCUCCAACUCGACUGUCACUUUCGGGAUUCCCUCAAAUCGAUCAUCAUCAUUUAGAUGAACACCAUCGUUUCGCACUAAGAGAAUACAGCAGAGCCAUCGCUUCGCUGAGGAUAAUUCUUUCGGACGGCAGAAGGCAUUUGAGGACAUCUCUUACAGCAUGCGUACUAUUCAUGACCUUCGAAUCGCUUCAGGGAAGCUACGAAGGUGCUCUGACUCAUCUGAGAGGAGGUUCUAGAUUGUUGGCGGAUUGGAGGAUUGCUCGAAGAGGUGGAAGUUCUAGAUUGUCGCACGAUUCGUUGUCCGAAAUACAAGAUAAUUUGGUCGAUGACUUAGGUCGACUUUUUGCUCGUCUUGAUGUCCAAGGUCUUUUUGUUCCGCCGCCAUAUCCCGUUCCAAACCUUCUUCAAGAUGACAUUGAAAUCCCAGACGAUUUUGAAAGUGUUCAAGAAGCUCGAGAAGUAUGGGACUUCCUGAUGGCUGCUAUUGGUCAAUUCUAUCGAAAAUCUGUCAUGAAGUCGCAAACUGAACCAGAAGAACUUUCUACUCCAUAUUGGAACAGACUUCAUACUCACUACACCACACAAUUGCUUCGAUGGCGAAAAGCCUUUCAAUCCGUGCAUGCUGAAGAAGCACACGCUGGAAGUAUUUUUGCCGAUGCAACACAUAUGUUAAGCAUCUACUAUAACAUCGCCACGAUACUUGUUGCAUCAAGUAUUCCACAUACGGAGAUGCUAUAUGACGAAUAUAACCACCUCUUUGCAGAGAUCAUAUGCAAAGCUCAGAUUUUACUCUCUAGUCCGGAUGAUCCGAGUAAUGCAUCUCGCUUCACUCUUGACAUGGGAACAAUCCUCCCUCUCGUGAUCACGGCAGUGAAAUGCCGUGAUCGACGAAUUCGACGUCAGGCUAUCGCACUGCUUUGGUCCAAAGCAAGACGAGAAGGACUUUGCUUUGACACUAUCAGUGUAGCAAGAAUUUGCGCAUGGCUCUCAAGUAUUGAAGGAGAAGGUAUUCAAGAAGAUAAUCAACCAAUCCCAGAAUCAUCCAGAUGGGUAAUUUCAUACUUGCAUUUGAAUUCCGAAGAAAGGUGGUUAGCUGUGCAGUUGACGUUGAAACAAGGCGAGAAUGGAAACCCAAGGUACAGAGAAACAACAUUUUCUUGGUAA